Phyllostomus hastatus (greater spear-nosed bat) is the source of this 2176-nucleotide messenger RNA. It is a transcript of the gene VPS33A, whose product is annotated as VPS33A core subunit of CORVET and HOPS complexes. The coding region runs from base 48 to 1838 and encodes 596 amino acids. Gene Ontology annotation, cellular component: CORVET complex; lysosome. The record is from RefSeq and is a predicted model, not a curated record. Lineage: Eukaryota; Metazoa; Chordata; Mammalia; Chiroptera; Phyllostomidae. Gene Ontology annotation, biological process: vesicle-mediated transport; intracellular protein transport. The transcript has 13 exons.
UGGGUUGGGGGGCACUGGUGGGGGGCAUUGGUGGGCGGCGGGGCAAGAUGGCGGCGCACCUGUCCUACGGCCGAGUGAACCUGAACGUGCUGCGCGAGGCGGUGCGCCGGGAGCUGCGCGAAUUCCUGGACAAGUGCGCGGGAAGCAAGGCAAUAGUGUGGGAUGAAUACCUCACAGGGCCGUUUGGGCUGAUCGCGCAGUACUCCCUGCUGAAGGAGCACGAAGUGGAAAAAAUGUUCACCCUGAAAGGAAGCCGUUUGCCGGCAGCUGACGUGAAGAAUAUUAUUUUUUUUGUCAGACCCAGGCUAGAACUGAUGGACAUUAUCGCUGAAAACGUGCUCAGCGAAGACAGGCGGGGCCCGGCGAGGGAUUUCCACAUCCUGUUCGUGCCCCGGCGCAGCCUGCUGUGCGAGCAGCGGCUGAAGGACCUGGGCGUCCUGGGCUCCUUCAUCCACAGGGAGGAGUACGGCCUGGACCUCAUCCCCUUUGACGGGGACCUCUUGUCCAUGGAGUCGGAGGGCGCCUUCAGAGAGUGCUACCUGGAGAGCGACCAGACCAGCCUGUACCACGCAGCCAAGGGGCUGAUGACCCUGCAGGCCCUGUACGGGACCAUCCCCCAGAUCUUCGGGAAAGGAGAGUGCGCGAGGCAAGUGGCCAAUAUGAUGAUCAGGAUGAAGAGAGAGUUUACAGGGAGCCAGAAUGCAAUAUUCCCCGUUUUCGAUAACCUCUUGCUGCUCGACCGAAACGUGGAUUUGUUGACACCUCUCGCCACUCAGCUUACGUACGAAGGGCUCAUCGAUGAGAUUUACGGCAUCCAGAACAGUUACGUGAAGUUACCGCCGGAGAAAUUCGCGCCCAAGAAGCAGGGCGACGGCGGGAAGGAUCUUCCCACGGAGGCCAAGAAGCUGCAGCUGAAUUCCGCAGAGGAGCUGUACGCCGAGAUCCGGGACAAGAACUUCAACGCCGUGGGCUCCGUGCUGAGCAAGAAAGCCAAGGUGAUCUCGGCGGCGUUCGAGGAGAGGCACCACGCCAAGACGGUGGGGGAGAUCAAGCAGUUCGUGUCCCAGCUGCCCCACAUGCAGGCGGCCAGGGGCUCGCUGGCCAACCACACCUCGAUCGCGGAGCUGAUCAAAGACGUCACGACUUCCGAGGACUUCUUCGAGAAGCUGACGGUGGAGCAGGAGUUUAUGUCUGGAAUAGACACGGAUAAGGUCAACAGCUACAUCGAGGACUGCAUCGCCCAGAAGCACCCUCUGAUCAAGGUGCUGAGACUGAUUUGCCUCCAGUCUGUGUGCAACAGCGGGCUCAAACAGAAAGUUCUGGAUCAUUACAAACGAGAGGUUCUCCAGACGUACGGCUACGAGCACCUCCUGACCCUGCACAGCCUGGAGAAGGCCGGCCUGCUGAAGCCGCAGGCGGGCGGCCGGAACAGCUACCCGACCAUCCGGAAGACCCUGCGCCUCUGGAUGGACGACGUCAACGAGCAGAACCCCACGGACAUCUCCUACGUGUACAGCGGCUACGCCCCUCUCAGCGUGCGGCUGGCGCAGCUGCUCUCCCGGCCCGGCUGGCGCAGCAUCGAGGAGGUGCUCCGCAUCCUCCCGGGCCCCCACUUCGAGGAGCGGCAGCCCCUGCCUACGGGGCUGCAGAAGAAACGUCAGCCGGGAGAAAACCGGGUCACCCUGGUCUUUUUCCUCGGGGGCGUGACCUUCGCCGAGAUCGCCGCCCUGCGCUUCCUGUCCCAGCUGGAGGACGGAGGCACCGAGUAUGUCAUCGCCACCACCAAACUGAUGAACGGGGCCACCUGGAUAGAGUCCCUGAUGGAGAGACCCCUGUAGGGCGCUCGGGGUGGGCCGGACGGCGAGCUGCGGGGUGCACCGCCCGCCGAAGACGCCGCCGGCAGGGAGUGCGGCGUGCACCUCCGGGGCGGCCCCUCCGGUUAGGCUGGUCUCUCCCUCCUCCUCCUCCUCCGGGUUCCUAGCUGCUCCAGAAAAGAAGAACAGGGGAGAACAGUUGUGAGUGUCCUGAGCUCAGGACCUCCGUGAGAGACCUCUGGAAACAUGCUGAGGACAGUGGGGAUGGAUCGUCUGUACAGCCACGCACAUGGGGCCCGUUCAUCAGACAAGAAGGCAGGGUCCAGGCAGGUCAAAAACGGAAAUAAAAGUGGAAAGUCCAA